Rosa rugosa (rugosa rose) is the source of this 5316-nucleotide messenger RNA. Its product is annotated as pentatricopeptide repeat-containing protein At1g25360-like. Bases 282 to 2549 code for a protein of 755 amino acids. Gene Ontology annotation, biological process: RNA modification. The record is from RefSeq and is a predicted model, not a curated record. Gene Ontology annotation, molecular function: zinc ion binding; protein binding; RNA binding. Lineage: Eukaryota; Viridiplantae; Streptophyta; Magnoliopsida; Rosales; Rosaceae. The transcript has 5 exons.
AUAAAAACUGCACAUGCGACUCCAGAGCUUUGGAUUGAACAAUAGGAGCUGAAAACUUUAAACUAUGGCCAUUGGCCAAUUGAUUCGCGCGUUUUAGACCCGAAAUCGGCGUUAAAUUUGAGCCCUUUUGCUUAAUUUCUCUACCCGGCCCACCACCAAACCUGCCUCGUCCUCACCCUCACCCUCUUACGGUGGCGGCUAACCGUUACGCCGCCCAGCUGCAGCUAUGCUGCCCCCAACGCCCCACCUCCUACUCUCUAGCCCGAACCAUCCACGCCCACAUGAUCGCUUCCGGCUUCCACCCACGUGGCCAUAUCCUCAACCGUUUGAUCGACGUCUACUGCAAAUCUUCAAAUCUUCGCUACGCACUCCACCUGUUCGACCAAAUUCCCAACCCGGACAUCGUCGCCAGAACGACUCUGGUCUCGGCAUAUUCCGGCGUCGGGGACGUCACGCUGGCCCGGAGAGUCUUCAGUGAAACUCCGCUCAGCAUGAGAGACACUGUUAGCUACAAUGCCAUGAUCGCAGGCUACUCUCAUAACAGGGACGGCAAUGCCGCCGUUGAGCUGUUUCGUGACAUGAGGCGAGGCGGUUUUCGCCCCGAUGAGUUUACCUUCACCAGCGUGCUGAGUUCUCUGGCGCUUAUAGUGGAGGAGGAGAAGCAAUGCCAGCAGCUGCAUUGUGCAAUUGUUAAGUCUGGAGCAUUGCUGGCCACUUCGGUGUCGAAUGCGUUGGUGUCUGUGUAUGUUAAGUGUGCUUCUUCUUCGCCGUUGGUGGUGGCUGCAGCGAGGAAGGUGUUUGAUGAAAUGCCUAAGAGAGAUGAGCUGUCGUGGACGACGAUGAUUACUGGCUAUGUGAGGAAUGAGGACCUUGAUGGAGCUCGGCAGCUGCUUGAUGGGAUGGAUGAAAAAUUGCAAGUGGCGUGGAAUGCGAUGAUUUCGGGUUAUGUGCAUCACGGUUUUUGUCAUGAAGCAUUGAAAUUGUUUAGGGAAAUGCAUUUAAUGGGGAUUCGCCAGGAUGAGUUUACGUAUACGAGUGUUAUCAGUGCUUGUGCUAACAAUGGCUUAUUUAAGCAUGGGAAGCAGCUGCAUGCUUACAUACUAAGAUCUGAAGCGAAACCGACUCUGGACUUUUCUUUAUCUGUGAAUAAUGCAUUGGUGACACUAUACUUUAGGUGCGGUAAAAUUGAUGAAGCACGAUAUAUUUUUAAUAAUAUGUCUGUCAGAGAUCUUGUUUCUUGGAAUGCGAUAUUGUCAGGGUAUGUGAGUGCAGGGCGCAUUCAGGAAGCAAAGUCCUUUUUUGAGGAAAUGCCGGAAAGGAGUGGUCUAACGUGGACUGUAAUAAUAUCUGGUUUAGCUCAAAAUGGAUGUGGAGAAGAAGCUAUGAAGCUAUUUAACCAAAUGAGAUUAGAUGGUUUUAAACCCUGUGAUUAUGCAUUUGCUGGAGCUAUUACGUCUUGUGCUGCUCUUGGGGCAUUGGAGCACGGACGCCAGCUCCAUGCUCAACUAAUAUGCUUGGGGCAUGAUUCAAGCCUUUCAGUCGGAAAUUCACUUAUUACGAUGUAUGCCAGAUGUGGGGUUGUAGAUGAUGCUGACUUUGUGUUCCUUACAAUGCCUUAUAUUGAUUCCGUGUCGUGGAAUGCUAUGAUCGCAGCUCUGGCACAACAUGGAUAUGGUGUCCAAGCAAUAAGACUUUUCGAACAAAUGUUGGAGGAAGAUAUACUGCCAGAUAGAAUAACUUUCCUCACUAUUCUCUCAGCUUGUAGUCAUGCUGGUUUAGUUAAAGAAGGACGCCAUUAUUUUCGUUUAAUGCAUGACUCUUAUGGUAUUGCCCCUGGUGAAGAUCAUUAUGCUCGUAUGAUUGAUUUGUUGUGCCGAUCUGGGGAGUUGAUAGAGGCCAAAGACUUAAUCAAAUCAAUGCCUUUUGAACCAGGUGCACCGAUAUGGGAGGCUAUUCUAGCUGGUUGCCGGACUCAUGGGAAUAUGGAUUUAGGUAUUCAAGCUGCAGAACGACUCUUUGAGCUGGUGCCCCAGCAUGAUGGAACCUAUGUACUUUUGUCGAACUUGUAUGCUGCUUUAGGCCGUUGGGAUAAUGUGGCUAAGGUGCGAACACUAAUGAGGGAGCGAGGGGUGAAGAAAGAACCUGGUUGUAGUUGGAUUGACGUUGAAAAUAUGGUCCAUGUCUUCUUGGUUGGUGAUACUGUGCACCCUGAGGUACAUGAGGUGUACAAGUAUCUAGAGCAACUUGUUCUUAAAAUGAAGAAGUUAGGAUAUGUUCCUGACACAAAGUUUGCGUUGCAUGAUAUGGAGUCUGAGCAUAAAGAGAAUUCCUUGUCUACUCACAGUGAGAAGCUUGCAGUUGCAUUUGGGAUUAUGAAGCUUCCUCUUGGAGCCACAAUCAGAGUUUUUAAGAAUCUUAGGAUUUGUGGGGAUUGCCAUAAUGCAUUUAAGUUUAUGUCAAGAGUGGUUGGGAGAGAAAUAGUCGUGAGAGACGCCAAGAGGUUUCAUCAUUUUAGGAAAGGCGAAUGCUCUUGUGGAAAUUACUGGUAGCUGUAGUGUUCCAUUUUUUCCUUGGCAUGUUGUUAUAAAUGGACCAAGCUUUAAAGCCAAAUGAAGAAGCUUAUACAGCGGUGUUUUGUUCCACUUCACUCUGAGGUUUAAAUUUGAAAUAGAGGUGUGUGCAUAAGAAGUGUAUGGUAAAAGAAUAUAAGUCCCUGUAUGAUUAGCAGAUUUAUUUGUAGUUGUUGAAUGAAGUAAAAUAAUCCAUUGGUUAGAGAUUUAACCAACUUAAAUUGGUGCUGCUCUAGUCCUCGGUGAGACGAUCAUGGUAGCCAAGUGCAAAGAAUAAAAGGCUUAAUGGUUCAGACUCAAGCAAGAGCGAGGUUGCAUAAAAAUGAGAUGGAUCUUCUUCCUUAUUUCCAAUGAUGGGGAAGAUAUGGAAACCAGGUCUGGAAGUUGGAGGAAGGUAAAGAGCUAUACCAUGACCAAUUUACUUGCAGUUAUGUCCGGGCUUUUCAUAUUCAUUGCCACUGUUAGGGGUUGCCAACUUUCCUUGAUUCAUGGAUUGGGGCCUGAACUACAUGUAACAUUACCAAAUUGAACUUAAACGUAUUUCCUUUUUGAACUAGAUUAUUUAGCUUUGGUGACAUGUUACUCAGUUGUAGUCAUAACCUAGAGUUUUUAGAUCUUCUGUGCUUUUUUUUUUUUUUUUUUGGAUCUGAAUUAGUACUUGACAUGCUGUUAAUGAUUUGCUAUUAUUUUGAAACAAUUAAUGAUUUUUUUUUAAUUUAGGAAUAAAGGAUAUUCUUUGUAGGAGUAUCUCACUAAAAGCCAUUUCUUUGGUAUAACGUAAAAGUGAAUUACUUUUGACAGCAUUGGAAUUGUAAGACUUACUGUGGAAUUGAUUUGGACAGAAUUCCCUUAUAUAGAGUAGUUUUAGUGCAGAGACUGAAGUGACCUUUAUUUAUUCUAAAAUGACUCAUUUGGUGGCAGUGAAAGCUACUUGGAACUCUAUUGGAAUAUAUCACCUACCUUAAUAACAGUGAACUAGUGUCUAAAUAGACCUCCUUCAUCUAACUCUAAUAUGGACUAUGGAGAUAGUGAUAGUGAUGAACAUAGCAAUCAUGAGAGUUCAGUGGAUUGGUUUAUCACUUUUCAGGCAGUCAUUAAUGCAUUUAAGUUUAUGUCAAGAGUGGCUGGGAGAGAAAUAGUUGUAAGAGAUGCCAAGAGGUUUCAUCAUUUUAGGAACGGCGAAUGCUCUUGUGGAAAUUACUGGUAGCUGUAGUGUAAUGGAAUUAUUCUUAUUCUUUUCCAUUUUUUCCUUGGCGAGUGAAGAAGCUUAUACAGUGGUGUUUUGUUCCACUUCACACAGAAGUUUAAAUUUGAAAUAGAGAAGUGUAUGAAUAAGAAGUGUGUGAUAGAAAAAUAUAAGUCCCUGUAUGAUUAGCAGAUUUAUUUAUAGUUGUUGAAUGAAGUAGACUAAUCCAUUGGUUAGAGAUUUAACCAACUUAAACUGGUGCUGCUCUCGUCCUCUGUGACACGAUCAUGGUAGCCAAGUGCAAAGAAUAAAAGGCUUAAUGGUUCAGGCUCAAGCAAGAGCAAGGUAGCAUAAAAAUGAGAUGGAUCUGCUUCCUUAUUUCCAAUGAUGGGGAGGACAUGGAAAUCAGGUCUGGAAGUUGGCGGAAGAGAAAGCUACAACUGUAUCAUUACCAAAUUUACAUAAUUUCCAGAAUUCUAAAGCUGGAAUAUCAGACCUUCAGAACUCUAAAUAGUGGCUCAUUAUGUAGUCUGGUGAAUUACCCUAUGUCGAAGAAAUUGAUACAUCACCACCAGGUUUUGGUUCCAUUGCCACAUUACCAUUCCCUGAGUUUCCAUCUUGGUUGGUUCUGCAUGAAAUUCAGUUCAAGAUUUUCGGCAUGCUGUGAAUGUUGGAGAACAGUACUAGCAGGCUUCUUAUUUUUCGCCGGGUUCAUAUGAACUGCAUCAGUGUCUGUCAGCAUCAAAUGGGGGCUCCCAUCAGAAGUGUUCCAGUGAUUCUUGAUUUCAAUGUCUGUUUUCCCUGGAAGUCUCCCUGCAAUAAGAGACCAUCUGCAGAUGCCAAUAGGCUAUCACCACUUACAAAAUCAAUCUAUAGAGAAGAAAGAAAAUACAUAAAACAGAAAUUUUCAUUAAAGAAUGAAGGCAGUGGUAGACGUGUUGCUGAAUCGCUUGUAGUUAUGCCGGUUUAGUCAAAGAAGGGUGCUAUUGUUUUCGUCCGGUGCAUGACUCUUAUAGUAUUAUCCCUGGUGAAGUCAUUAUGUUUGUAUGAUUGAGGUACUGUGCUGAUCUGGGAAUUUGAUAGAGGCCAAAGAUUCAAUCAAAUCAAUGCCUUUUGAACCAGGUGCACCGAUUUGGGAGGCUCUUCUAGCUGGUGUCGGAAUCAUGGGAAUAUGGAUUUUGGUACUCAAGCUGCACAACAACUCUUUGAGCUGGGUGCCACAGUAAUGAUGGAACGUACAUACUUUUGUCAAACUUGGUUGCCAUAUUUUGUUAAAUCCUUUAAAAGAAAUCUAUCUUCUUCUUCUUCUUUUUUUUUUUUUUCCUUUUUAUUGUCGUUCAUCUUUAGAUUAAUCUUUGGGUUCCUGCAUUUGUGUAGAGGACCAGCGCUACUUAUAAUUAUCUGCUUAUACUGACAGCAGUAGUACCAAGCAAUUCAUGAUUUUCUCUGGCAAAUUAUUCUAGCUGAUGAACGAAGUCAAUUCUUGAAAUGUAUUCACCAAUAUAAGGAAUUGUUUAUCAUCAAACAAGACAUGGUGUCCCUAUGUAGUAGGUGUCUGGA